AUGAACGUCCCCAACGUCGGCACCGGCAUUUCCCCGCCGCCUAAAGGCUCUUCGAACCACGGGUCCAUCCCUAACACUAACAACAGCCUGCAGGACCAACUAUUACCAUAUCCGGACCUAGACCCUACAGCCCACCAACAACCUUCGCAGCAGGUCAGCUCUAAACUUCAGCAGCUAGGACCUCAGAUUCACCACAUACCGCAGCAGCAGCCAGUGCACCAAGGAGUGCAAACAAACGCCGGGCACCCUGAUAUCCCAGUACAAGCAGACAUCUACGGACAGGCGCUGCAAGCACACCUCCAAACCCCGCAGCAACAACACCAUCAACAGCAGCAUCAGCAACAGCAGCAACAGCAACAACAACAACAACAACAGCAGUUCUCAGACGCUAUGUUCAACUCUUUUCUCACUCAAAUCGGACAACGUCAGGUGGCCAAUGUCUUGAACACCUUCAACGCUGGUGCGCAUUCUAUGAAUGCUGCCAUGAACUCGGCUAUGGUGACACAGCCGGCACAGAGGUUCUUCCACGCGGCCAUGAACACCCCAUCUAUGAUGGAGAUGACACACCCGGCGAUGAUGCAGCCCACCCCCCAAUUUCAGCUGCAGGUCCCUCCACCAAUCGCGAAGAAGAUGUCUGCAAGCCAGAGCCGAAUUGAAAAGCGCAAGAUGCUGAAGAAGCAGGGGCCUAAGAGGCCUUCUUCUGCCUACUUUUUGUUUUCCAUGGCGGUAAGGGAGGAUUUGGUGAGAGAGUACCCCGACGCCAAGGUCCCAGAGCUAUCAAAGCUCGCUUCCGCGAAAUGGAAGGAGAUGUCUGAUGAGGAUAAAAAGCCCUACCAUGUGAAGUUCAAGGAGAACUGGGAAAAGUACAGAAUUGCCAGAAAAGAGUACGAAUCCAGCUUGCCGCCCAAAAGGCCAUCUGGUCCGUUCAUCCAGUUUACUCAGGAGGUGCGUCCGCAGAUUAUUCGCGAGAAUCCCCAGAAGGACCUGAUCGAAAUAACAAAGCUGAUUGGUGAAAAAUGGCGUUCUCUUUCUCCUGUUGACAAGAGAACCUACACCGACACUUACAAAAGGAAGCUAAAAGAGUGGGAGGAACAGUACCCAGAGGAGGCCAGUCCCACCACGCCAAAGGAUGUCCUUGGCGAAUAG
Lachancea thermotolerans CBS 6340 is the source of this 1146-nucleotide messenger RNA. RefSeq names its product KLTH0D06908p. The transcript has a single exon. NCBI's taxonomy places the organism in Eukaryota, Fungi, Ascomycota, Saccharomycetes, Saccharomycetales, Saccharomycetaceae. The coding region runs from base 1 to 1146 and encodes 381 amino acids. The record is from RefSeq and is a predicted model, not a curated record.